AUCGGUUUGUAUAAAAGUUAUUGCUUCUGUUCGACAGGUGCUGCAUUUGUAAUUAAUACAUGUUCUGUGUCUAGCACAGUUUUAAGAUGGCUGACGACCCAAACACACCUCUAACUCCAGGGGUUACUUUGCAAAAGUACACAGAACCUAUGAAAAAGGAUUCACACAAAAUGCCCGAAAAGGAAUCCUUGACACUGGCUCAGAAACUGGAUCUCCGAAUUAAUUUGGUUUUAUUUCGACGUCAGAUAGUUGAUAUGGAAUUCUCGUUGGCCGUGAUUGGAAUAGUAGUGAUGGUGGUGGAAGCAGAACUUUAUAUAAACCAGUCAAUCACAAAGCGCAGUUUAGUUUCCCUGAUGCUGAAGUUUCUGAUUUCGAUAUCGACAUUGCUUCUACUGGUCUUUGUUUGUGUGGGCUAUUACAUAUCCGCGCGUAUUAGAGCCCUCGAUUCUGGCGUUAGAAGCAUUCUGUCCGUAAUGACGUUAGGCAAUUGGAUGUGUUUAUUUUUGGAACUUGCAAUCUGCUCUUUGCACCCCUUUCCUGGAGAUUUCAAGUUUAACUACGCUUCCACCCAAGGAGUGAUUCAUUCCGUAAGCAUUGAUGCAAUUUUAUCUAUCGCCAUGUUAACACGUGUAUAUUUGAUAUGCGAUUUUGCAGUUGUCCACAGUAAUUUGGUGACAGACACAUUUAUAUAUAGUAUUGGUGUAAUGAGCAAAACUAGAAUCGGUACAUCAUUCGUAUUUAAAGCUUUAAUGAACAGACGACCGGGCUUUCUUCUAAUCCUGGUCAUGGUUGUGACUAUUCUAGUAAACACCUGGGCCUACAGAGCCUGUGAACUUUAUUUCGACCGUAACAAGUAUCAAAAGAAUUCUUUUUUUGAAUCUUUAUGGCUGAUCACGAUGGUGUUUAUGUCGUCUGAUCACGGGGAUGUAGUGCCAGAAAGUUACUGUGGCCGCUACGUGUCAGUCGUUACAUCUAUUUUGGGUUUAAUCACCACCGCUCUUCUCAUUGCAAUAAUAGCCCAGCAGGUCGAACACACCCGAAGCGAAAAGCAUGUCUUUGCAUUUGCAUCACGAGUUCAGACAUCUUACAAAAGGAAAUCAGCCGCUGCAAACGCCAUUAAAUCCUUCUUUAAACUAACGGCAUUGACAAAGACUGGCAAAGCAGGACGCGGCGAAAUUUCCAGACUGAAAGACAAAGUAAGACAAUGUCUUAAGACGAUGAGGUCGACGAGAGACGAGAUGAUGGAUAUCUAUGACGAUACAGUGGGUGUGAUCGAUGUGGCGGAAGUGACGUGGAGGAUUGACCAUAGAAUCAGCCUACUUGAGAAUAAAUUUAAUGCACUGGAUACAAAGUUAAAUCUCAUUCUGUCGAAGAUGGAUGAAAAUUAAUAAACGGACAGAUACAAAACGUCGGAAACCAUAGAUGUGUGACCCAAACAUCAUUACAAAAAUACAAGACUUGUACAAAGUCUCAGAAAGUACUGUUACACCGAUGUUCAUGUUUAUUCUUGAAAGGAAAAUUUACCACAGUGACGGUCAUCUAUUUCGUGGAUAUACUGCAAAGGACUGAUAUUUUGCAUACAUCGUACUCUAUUCCCACUAUCCCAAGGAAUUGUUUGUCUAAAAAAAGCAUGAAUACACUUUUUCUUUCAUUCACUCCAGAAUCCUUGUGCAAAAGAAGUGUGGCACUCUUCUCCGCCGGGCAGUGCCUUUUUUACAAACACAAUGCUCUUUGAAGAUUACAUAAAUAACGAGAAAACGUCAUCCCCUCGAACCAAUGUAAAUAGCAGUAUCUUUCUUUGCUCACUAUAACUAUGAACCAAUGAAGCUGUUAGUGGGUAUAAAUUUUACAAGUUAUAACUUUAAUUCUGUACAUCUGAAGUGUUAGCUUUGUCCCUAUACCAGGGUACACUUGACAAUAGUUCUAAGUAUAGUCAACAUUUUCUAAACAAUUUAUUGAAAUGGUAUAAAAUAUAAAUCAAGUGAUGAGAGCUUUGUUGAAAUACGAUGUUAUGUCUCAAUUUUGGGCAUAAUUUUGUUUUUGCAAAUUAAUUUUGUAGUGAAAAUUGUGUUCUUGCUUUAGAUCGGUGGACAAUAGAAACAUAGAAUGAUACAGCACCGUGGUGAACUCUCAGCAAUGUGAUGGAGAGUGAGAACUUACAUGAUUUUUGUUGUUCUUUUUCCUUAUUUUUAAUUUGUAGGUACUUAUGAUUAAUUAAUUAAUAAGUAAUUAUAUGAGGUCAUGCGGCCAUUCAGUGUUUGUAAAUAAUACGAUUUGUACAUGUAUGAUUCUAUUUAAAUGUCUUGUCUUUGAAUAGCUUUCAUGCUGACGUCUUUCACACACGCCCAUCACGUCAAAUGACAAUAGUCUCUGUAUAUCAUAUGUAAUUUUAAGCCAUUGUUUUCUUGCCCGCUUUGUUGAAGACGAUGUUUUGUCCAUCUUGAACGAACAGAAAAUCUGAAAUGGCAAUGAAAAA
Ostrea edulis (European flat oyster) is the source of this 2476-nucleotide messenger RNA. Its product is annotated as small conductance calcium-activated potassium channel protein 2-like. The coding region runs from base 87 to 1388 and encodes 433 amino acids. Gene Ontology annotation, biological process: potassium ion transmembrane transport. Lineage: Eukaryota; Metazoa; Mollusca; Bivalvia; Ostreida; Ostreidae. The record is from RefSeq and is a predicted model, not a curated record. The transcript has a single exon. Gene Ontology annotation, cellular component: neuron projection; plasma membrane; neuronal cell body. Gene Ontology annotation, molecular function: small conductance calcium-activated potassium channel activity; calmodulin binding.